AUGAGUACACCAACAGAAACAAUCCCACUUGAAAAUCAACUAUAUAUUAUGGCAACAUUUAUAUCGUUAUAUGUUUUGAUAUUUUUCUUUGGUAUUUGUGGAAAUGUACUCGUUGUUCUUGUUGUUUGCCGUAAUAAAGCCAUGCAAACAGUAACAAAUGUCUUUAUUACUAACUUGGCACUUUCUGAUAUUCUAAUGUGCUGUCUAGCAGUUCCGUUUACACCUAUAUCAGCGUAUGGCAAUACUUGGUAUCUUGGUAGAAUACUUUGUCAUUUAGUGCCAAUGUCAUUAGGAAUAUCAGUUUAUGUUUCAACAUUAACCUCAUUAGCAAUUGCUGUUGAUCGUUAUUUUGUUAUUGUUCAUCCAUUUCGUUCACGUAUGCGUUUAGGUGUAUGCAUAUUAUUAAUAAUUGUUAUAUGGAUUGUUGGUAUUUCUAUAUCAUUACCAUUAGCAAUAUAUAUGCGAUUUGAUAGUACAAAAUGUGAAGAAUAUUGGCCACAAUAUACAUCUCGACGUUUUUUUAAUUUUUCAUCAUUAAUAUUACAAUAUUUAAUUCCAUUUUCAGUUAUAUCAUUUAGUUAUUAUAAAGUAUGGGUUGCAUUAGCACGUCGUUCAUUACCAGGUCGUACACGUGUACGUGAAGCUGUUGAAAUAUGUCGUAAAAAACGUACAAAUCGUAUGUUAAUUGCAAUGGUUGUUAUAUUUGCAAUAUGUUGGUUACCAUUAAAUAUUGUUCAUAUGGUUGCAGAAUUUCAUCGUUCACAAUUAAGUCAUUAUAAAGUACUUUUUUUAAGUACACAUGUUAUAGCUAUGUCAUCAACAAUUUAUAAUCCUUUUUUAUAUUCAUGGUUAAAUGAUAAUUUUCGUAAAGAAUUUCAAAAAAUUGUACCAUGUUUAUUUAAAAUAUGUUGGUGUUUAAAUCGUCGUCAAACAAGUAAUUUAUCAACACAAUUAACAAAUUUUGGUGAUGGAGAUAUAUAUGAACGUCCAUCAACAUAUCAAAUGCCAGGUGAAUCAACAAUAGGUUCAUAUUCACAACAAUAUUCACAUAUAAAAUCUUCAACAUCAAAUGGAAAAAUAAAUGGUGUAUUAAUGAAAAAAUUAAGUAAUCAAGAAACUUCUUUUUCAUCUCCUAUUGAUGAUACAUCAGUAUCACUAACUCCACAACAACAUGAUGUAUUAAUUACACCAACUAAUAUAAAUUAA
Messenger RNA from Rotaria sordida, 1206 nucleotides. Lineage: Eukaryota; Metazoa; Rotifera; Eurotatoria; Philodinida; Philodinidae. The record is from the annotation of a GenBank genome assembly.